UGAAAAAGUCCGUUAACAUUCCAAACAAAUGUCUCCAGACGUCUUUUAUUUUGUUUCGAUUUUUUUGGUGAUAGUAACGGCCUUCGAAACUAGUAAGGAGCUUGAAACAUCUGAAUCAAUAGAAAUGCAACGCUGCUGCAAAACACCGAAUCCUCUAUCAAAGGAAACCUUGGCGGAGUGUGCCUCAUUCGAACCAAAGUGUCCACUCAGGUGUGUGGCCUCCAAAGUCUUCGAUAUCGGUAGAUUUUCCAUUUUGAUGGCCCACCACACCGAUUCCUUUGAUUCGCUGGGCCUCUAUUGGAAUUCGGUGCUACAAUGUGUGAAGCUGUUGGAAGUUGAGCCACUGGUUGAUGACGUGUUUAUGUUUCUCGAAGGCAAUGGCACCUUUGCUGAGGCAUUUUGCAAUGUUAGACCUGAGUUCGAACCAUUCGUCGAUUGUUACAACGAACAUUUCUAUAAGAAUUGUAAGAAUUGGGUUGAAGCCGAAAAUUGUGCAAACCUAGUUAUUAAAAAUGAAAAAAGGAUGCCUUAUGGUGCCUUUUAAACUCAUAACUUUGAGUUGAGGUU
This is a messenger RNA of Uranotaenia lowii, 567 nucleotides long. RefSeq lists its product as uncharacterized. NCBI's taxonomy places the organism in Eukaryota, Metazoa, Arthropoda, Insecta, Diptera, Culicidae. The transcript is spliced from 3 exons. Bases 29 to 544 code for a protein of 171 amino acids. The record is from RefSeq and is a predicted model, not a curated record.